Molecule: messenger RNA, 3094 nt
Organism: Lactuca sativa (garden lettuce)
Lineage: Eukaryota; Viridiplantae; Streptophyta; Magnoliopsida; Asterales; Asteraceae
Product: U-box domain-containing protein 44
Biological process (GO): cell surface receptor signaling pathway; protein ubiquitination
Molecular function (GO): protein binding; ubiquitin-protein transferase activity
Source: RefSeq, a predicted model, not a curated record
AUGAGUUCAAAUGGACCAGAUCCAGACACUCUUUCAUGGGCUAUCUCCACAACACUUAAGACACUUCAUGCCACAAAAUCCACCCAAAUUCAAAAGGAAAAUUUCAACAAGCUUUCAUCUUACUUGGAGAAAAUAACUCACAUUCUACAAGAACUCACAAACUUUGAGAUCAAUGACUCCGGAAGCUUAAAAAACGCUAUUCAUGUUCUUACUAAACACGUUUCAGAAGCUAACAAUCUCGCUCUCGAAUGCACCAACAGGAACAAAAUCUACCUCUUGCUAAACUCAAAAAAACUCGUUAAAACCUUAGAAAAUAUCACGAAAGAGAUGGCAAAUGCUCUAAACCUUCUUCCUAAUUUCAUCUCCUUCAAUGGCCUCAGCCAAGACAUCAUCAAGCUAUCCAACAUCAUGAUGGAACCAAAGUAUCAGGAAACAGUAAGAGAAGAUGAAAUCAAAGAGAGAAUCGAAUCAGGGAUAAGAGAGAGAAACGUCGACAGAGCUUACGCCAACAGUUUACUCGUCUCCAUUGCUGACGUCAUCGGGAUCUCCACAGAGCAGUCGGUGUUGCGACAGGAAUAUGAAGAAUUCAAAAACGAAAUGGAAACUGUGGGUCCGGCAGAAGACGUGGCGGAGGUUUUACAAGUCGAACAGAUCGUGGCGUUGUUAGGGAAAGCCGAUAUCAUCGCAACUCUAGAAGAACGUGAAAAGAAGUAUUUUAGUAAGAGAAACUCGUUAGGGCGGCAACCGUUAGAACCGCUUCAAUCGUUUUACUGUCCAAUCACUGGCGACGUGAUGGAAGAUCCGGUGGAAACGCCGUCGGGGCAUAGCUUUGAGAGGUACGCGAUUGAGAAGUGGUUGGCAGAAGGGAAUAAUGGUUGUCCGAUUACGAAGACGCCGUUGAAAGCAUCGGGCUUGAGGACUAAUAAGACGCUUCGUCAAUCGAUUGAAGAGUGGAGAGAUAGAAACACGAUGAUUUUUAUUGGUUCUAUGAAGUCGCGGAUUCUUUCUAAUGAGGAGGAAGAAGUGAUAGUGUCGUUAGGGAAGCUUCGAGAUUUGUGUUUGGAAAGAGAGCUUCAUCAAGAAUGGCUGAUGAUGGAAGACUACUUGCCUGUUCUUCUUUCGCUUCUUUCUACCAAGAAUUUUAAAAUUAGAUCGCAUGUACUCGUUAUUCUUCGCAUCCUUGCAACCAACAACGAUGACAGGAAGGAAACCAUAGCUAAAACGGAUGAUGGCAUCAAAUUGAUUGUGUGUUCUCUAGCACGAAAGAUCAAAGAAAGUAAGUUGGCAUUGCAAUUGCUCACGGAAUUAUCAGAAAAUGAGGUGGCAAGAAACAUAAUUGGGAGUAGUCAAGGUUGCAUACUUCUUCUUGUUACCAUAUCUGGUAGCGAUGAUCCUCAAGUUGCCAAUGACGCCAAAAAACUCUUGGAUAAUCUCUCUUUUCUUCCUCAAAAUAUCGUGCAAAUGGCCAAAGCUAAUUAUUUUGAACCUCUACUUCACCUUCUUUCUUCAGGGUCUGAAACUGUUCAACGGGAAAUGGCGGAUACAUUAUCAGAAGUUGAGAUGACAGAUCAUGGAAAACUUACAGUUUGUGAAAGCGGAGCAGUAGAGUCGCUUGUUGCUAUGCUUUCUCACGUUGAUAUAGAGAUGAAGAAGGCUGCCAUUUUAGCCCUGGAAAAGCUCUCAGGUGUGCCACAAAAUGGAUUAAAAAUGAUCAAACAAGGUGCAGUGGAUCUGUUGUUUGGAAUACUCUUCCGUGAAAGCUUAUCAAUGCCGAUUCUGGUUGAAAAGGUCGUAGCCACAAUUAUGAACCUGGCGUUAUCGUUAACUUCCGGUGAACUAGAUCAUCAGGAGAUACCAUUUCUGGAAUCGGAAGAAGAUGUUUUCAAAUUAUUCUCUCUCAUCUCGUUAAACGGACCAAAUGUUCAACAAAGUGUUCUUCGAACGUUCCUUGUAGUUUCUCAAUCUCCUUCAGGUUCAAACAUCAGGAAAACUUUACGGAAGAUUUCUUCGGUUCAAGUACUGGUUCAGUUAUGCGAGCACGAAAAUCUAGCCGUCCGAUCAAACGCCGUGAAGCUGUUCUGUGGUUUGAUAAAAGACGGGAGUGAGAAUGACGAUACAUUUCAGGAACACGUUGGGCCUAAAUGUGUGGAGACUUUGUUGAGAAUCAUAACAACUUCGGAUAAAGUUGAAGAAGGCGUCGCUUCAAUGGAAAUCAUCUCUAACCUUCCAAAAAACCCUAAAAUGACGCGAUGGAUUCUCGAUGCCAGAGCACUCGAAUUGAUCGUUUCCAUCCUCACCAAUCGAUUUCAGAAACCGGAAAUCAUGAUCGAAAGUGCUUCCGGAGCUCUUAGUCGAUUCACCGUUUCAUCAAAUCCAGAUCUGCAAAAAAAAGUAGCGGAAACCGGGAUUAUCACUACGCUCGUACACUUGCUUGAUUCUGGAAGUUCUUUGACUAAACGGAACGUAUCAGUUUCACUCCGGCAGUUCUCCGAGAGCUCCAGCAGCUUGACCCGACCCGUGAAGCCGAAAUCAAGUUUAUUUAGCUGUUGUUUGGCGUCACCGGAGUUAGGAUGUACUGUUCACUCCGGAAUUUGUGCAAUCGAUUCCUCGUUUUGUCUUCUCGAGGCUAAUGCUGUAAAUCCGCUUGCGAAAGUGCUUGAUGAAGCUGAUGUUGGAGCAUGCGAUGCUGCUCUUGAUGCGUUGUUGACUUUAAUCGCCGGUGAGCUGUUGCAGAAGGGUAGUAAGGUGUUGGAAGGUGGUGAUGUGAUUGCGAAAAUGGUGAAAUUGUUGAGUUCGGCGGAUGUGAGGUUGCAGGAGAAAGCACUUGUUGAGUUGGAGAGAAUAUUCCGGCUGCCGGAAUAUAAACAGAAGUAUAAAUCAUCGGCACAGAUGCCGUUAGUUGAGAUUACACAGAGAGGUAGUAGUGGUAUGAAAUCUAUUGCUGCUAAGAUUUUGGCUCAUUUGAAUGUGCUUAAUGAACAAUCCUCUUUUUUCUGAUCAAUUCUGCUCAGGUUUGGUGUAUAAAUUUAAUUUUGAAAAUUUAUUGAUGUAUAGGUAAAUUUGUUCAAAAAUGCAUGGAAAAACUUAAAUGUGA